Messenger RNA from Talaromyces amestolkiae, 1074 nucleotides. RefSeq lists its product as uncharacterized. Bases 1 to 1074 code for a protein of 357 amino acids. Gene Ontology annotation, cellular component: extracellular region. Gene Ontology annotation, biological process: carbohydrate metabolic process; chitin catabolic process. The record is from RefSeq and is a predicted model, not a curated record. Gene Ontology annotation, molecular function: chitinase activity; chitin binding. The transcript has 3 exons. NCBI's taxonomy places the organism in Eukaryota, Fungi, Ascomycota, Eurotiomycetes, Eurotiales, Trichocomaceae.
AUGGCAUUUAUGCACUCGUCCGCUUUCAACGUGCCUGGUGCGACUGAAUGGCCUCUAUUCUCCACUGUUGAAGAGGUACGCUUCAAAUUUGUCCCCAACACAGCUGUCAUGAUCGCCAUUGGAGGAUGGGGAGAUACGGAAGGGUUCUCAAAGGCAGCUACAACAGAUAGUAGCAGAAAGCUAUUUGCGCAAAACAUUAAGAAAAUGGUUGAUAAAACGGGUGCAGAUGGUGUGGAUAUUGACUGGGAAUACCCUGGUGGAAACGGUGACGAUUACAAGCGCAUUCCGAACUCGGAAAAGGCUUGGGAGAUUGACGCGUAUCCUAAAUUACUAGCAGAAAUUCGAAAUGCGCUUGGUCCGAAGAAACUCAUAUCAGCCGCGGUACCUGGCCUUCAAAGGGAUAUGAUUGCUUUCACGGAAGCAAACCUACACCAGCUUGCUGAGAAUCUAGAUUUUCUCAAUAUCAUGACUUAUGAUUUGAUGAAUCGCAGAGAUAAUAGUACACGACAUCAUACUGGUGUGCAAGUUUCGCGGGAGGGAUUGGAAUCCUAUCUAGAUCAUGGCAUAGCUCCAUUAAAGGCUAAUCUAGGCUUUGCAUUCUUUGUCAAAUGGUUCAAGACCGAUCCAAAAGAUAACAGCAGAUGUUUGAGUCAGAAAGGGGUUGGCUGCAAAACAAUGUUGCUAGAAGAUCCAGUAACUGGAGCAGAUCUUGGUCGAUCAGGAAGUUUUUCAUGGCAUGACCCAGUCCCGCCAGAAUUGGCAGCCUCUUUCAGUAAGGCAAUGAAGCUAGGAAGCUAUGACAGCUACGGAGGAGGACAUUUCUUCUGGGAUCAAGAAGAAAAUUUAUUCUGGACAUGGGAUACUUCGAAUGCUAUUCACCGAAAAUUUCCCUUAUUAGUAGAUGAGUUGGGUUUAGGAGGCGUCUUUGCGUGGGGUUUGGGAGAGGAUGCGCCUGAUUUCAAGCACCUCCGAGCACUUACGGAGGCUAUUGACACCAGCUCAAAAGCUGUCCACUCUUCGGCUCCUCCUUAUAAACAGUCAAAAGCUCCUGUUCGGUGGAGGGAGGAACUAUGA